AUGGCGAACAAGGGCCCAGCCUAUGGCAUGAGCAGGGAUGUCCAGUCCAAGAUCGAGAAGAAGUACGACGACGAGCUGGAGGACCGGGUGAACAGCCUCUACCCCUCCGGCUCCAAGCCCGUCAAGAUCCCUGACACGCCCCCCACCAUGGUCUUCAAGCAGAUGGAGCAGAUCGCCCAGUUCCUCAAGGCAGCUGAGGACUAUGGCGUGGUCAAGACCGACGUGUUCCAGACUGUCGACCUCUUUGAGGCCAAGGACAUGGCAGCAGUGCAGAGGACACUGAUGGCCCUGGGGAGCCUGGCGGUCACCAAGAACGACGGCAACUACCACGGGGACCCCAACUGGUUCAUGAAGAAAGCGCAGGAGCACAAGCGGGAGUUCACCGAGAGCCAGCUGAAGGAGGGCAAGAACGUCAUCGGCCUACAGAUGGGGAGCAACAAGGGAGCGUCACAGGCGGGGAUGAGCUACGGCCGGCCCCGGCAGAUCAUCAGCUAG
Molecule: messenger RNA, 495 nt
Organism: Chaetura pelagica (chimney swift)
Lineage: Eukaryota; Metazoa; Chordata; Aves; Apodiformes; Apodidae
Gene: TAGLN
Product: transgelin
Exons: 4
Coding region: 1-495 (164 amino acids)
Molecular function (GO): protein binding
Source: RefSeq, a predicted model, not a curated record